Arvicanthis niloticus (Nile rat) is the source of this 5083-nucleotide messenger RNA. It is a transcript of the gene C12H3orf70, whose product is annotated as chromosome 12 C3orf70 homolog. The record is from RefSeq and is a predicted model, not a curated record. NCBI's taxonomy places the organism in Eukaryota, Metazoa, Chordata, Mammalia, Rodentia, Muridae. Gene Ontology annotation, biological process: nervous system development.
AGGAGAGGAGAAAGACGGGAGGAGGGAGCAGGGCGCAGAAGGGACCAGGGCGCGGGGAGGCGGCAGGCCGGGCCCGGUCGCUGCUCCCUCCCCGGGCGGCUCCUCCGCCAGCGGGUGCUCGCCUCUCCUGCAGCCCGCAGCCCGCCCGCUCCCUGCCCACCCCGCGCCUCUGCUCUGUCCCGGGCUCCGGGCCCCGCUCGUCACCGGGAGAGAUGAGUGCGGCCACGGCGCCCGAGCGCGGCUGGAAGAGCGAGAAAGUGGACGAGGCUCAGGCCCUGGCGCGGAGCUGCGCCGCCCGCAGACCCGACUUCCAGCCGUGCGACGGGCUGUCCAUCUGUGCCACGCACAGCCACGGCAAGUGCUUCAAGCUGCACUGGUGCUGUCACCUGGGAUGGUGUCACUGCAAGUAUGUGUAUCAGCCUAUGACCCCGGUGGAGCAGCUCCCAAGCACAGAGAUUCCUGCAAGGCCGCGAGAGCCGACCAACACCAUGCAAAUCUCCGUCUCGCUCACUGAACACUUUCUGAAAUUUGCGUCUGUCUUCCAGCCUCCGCUUCCCCCUGACUCGCCAAGGUACUGUAUGAUUUCCGAUCUCUUCAUCGACAACUAUCAGGUUAAAUGUAUUAAUGGGAAGAUGUGCUACGUGCAGAAGCAGCAGGCGCCCCAUUCCCAGAAGAUGAGCCCUGAGGAGGUCUCUGCACACGAUGCCUUAAUUUCUAAAGAGAGUGACACUCCGAAACUGGGUCACUGCUCCUCCCCUUCCGGUUCUGAGGACUCGGGGAUCAAUGCAAUUGGGGCUCACUAUGUGGAAUCCUGUGAUGAGGACACAGAAGAAGGGGCGGAGCUGAGUUCUGAGGAAGAUUAUAGCCCUGAGAGCAGCUGGGAACCCGAUGAGUGCACCCUGCUCUCUCCUUCUCAGUCCGAUCUGGAAGUGAUCGAAACGAUGGAGACCACUGUGUAGGCAGCUGGGAACUGCGGCCGGGGUCCACCCUGAGCUUCUUCUGUUCUUUGAUUUGACGAGUCCUUUUCCAAUACUCUUGGCAUUUCCCAAGCCCCAUUACUAACCGUAGCAGUCCAGUGGUCUGCUUAGUGUUCCCCGUAUAUUACCUUGUAAUGACAUUGUUUCCUUUUGUAUCUUGCUUUCUAUGUAGCAUCUGGUGUCAUGAGUUGUGACCCAGCCUUAAUUUCACUGAGAACUUUGAGAGCGGUGGUGACCAUAGGUCACAUGGAGGAGCUACCCAGAGUGGAAGUAACCAUAGUUUACCUGUAGCCUGUCCUUCGUGGUGAAGGCUCUUUCUUCCCUUAGCUUCCCUUUGGCGUGUCAUGUGACACCUCUGUCCAGUUGGUUUUGGGGUCCGGGAGCAGCUCACUUCUGGAAACAGUGUUGCAGCCAGUGUUCCCUCCCUUCCUCUUCUGUUUGUCACCCACAUUGGCUCAGGACAAGAGUAGCCUCUGUUACUUCUAGAAAGUCCUUCGAGGACCCCUAGUGAUGGCCGUGGCACAGCCUCUGUGACUGAAAGGGUCUCUCUAGUUUGCGUCCAGUCCAGCGGGGAUUCAGGAGUCCUGGUUCUCACCUCGAAGGGGCCACAUUGUAGUACAGAAUACAAGUCAAACAGCUUGCUGUGUUGGAGGAUGUUGGAAUCGGGAAGGAGAGGUGGACUCGGCCUGGGCUGGCUGAGACCAUUGCUAUAGUGUCUGAGCUGGCCCCAGGUGGGUUCUACAGUGUCCACUGCCCUUCUUGAUUGUUUUUCGGUUCAGGGAGAAGCAUUUAGGUUUCGUAGGUAUUAUAUUUAGGAGGUAACACAUCUGACAUCUUAAGAAAAAAAUACACAAUAGUUUUAGUUAGCAUGAAAAUGCUAAGAGACAGAAGUCCUUUAGGGAUUAGGAAUGAAUCUAAUAGGUUUGAUCUAUUUUGCUUCGUUUGGUUGUAUGAAGCAUUAGAAUGGCUUAGAUGAGAAAUGGACUAGAAUUUUGUAUGAUGCAUGGAUUUUAUGCAAAUGCAAAAACAGUUGCGAUAGCUCACUGCUGAGUCGGGAAGAUGUUUUAUGUAACACUUCUUCACUUUUCUAGCCUGGAGUCCACACACAUUGUGUGCAUUCUUUCUCACACACAAAAUAGUGAGCAAUUCCUUUUUAUGUAGCUUUCUUCAAAACUCUGUUCCUAAUUUGCUAUUAACUGGGUAUUCUCAUGUGAUCUUAUUAUCUGCCAAUUCCCCAAAUCUGUCUGUGAGGCAUAGUAUAAAUCUGGGACCUUUUAACAUAUACUGUCAUAAAACAAGAGUCACAGGACUGCAGGGAGAACCACCUCAGAUCCUGGCUGUCUGAGCAGGCACCAUAGCCUUGGUGUGUGGUCAGCAUCUCUGUACAUCCCUCUGUCUCAUUAGUGUGUCCUGCAAGCAAGGAGCCCAUGCUCCCUAGGCCUCCUUGUUUGGGGGUUCUUCACUAUGUACUCAAGGAAGAAUCUGCUCCCCCGUUGGAUAUGGAGUCCCAGUGAUUACUACUAGAACCUUCUUUAGGCCGAUGAGCCCAAAACACCCAUAGUGUUCAGAAGGCAGAAUAUGUGCCUUCCUCUGGAGUGCAUUAGUUAAAAUGCCAUGUGUGAGAUAAGAAUGUGGCAAAACCCCCUACAUAUAAAUUCGAGGACUCACACCAAGGACUAGCAGGUACAGGGAGGGCAGAUUGGAGCUGCCAUAUAUUGGCUGGUGGGUCAUUCUGCUGGCCUGGGAUGGCCUGGUGACAUCUGGUGGGCCCUACCCGAGGAUCAUGGUGCCACACUGGCAUGGAAACGAAACACAUGAGACAGACAUCCCUCAUCCUGCACUUGGGGCUGCGAUGGGCAGCAGUGGCACCAUCCUCAAAUGUGCUGUGGGUGAGCUCCUCAGACCCCGAGGUAGAGAAGCAGACACACACAGCAGGGCUUACUCCUGUACCUUUCCUAUCUACUUUUUUUUGCUACAGGGCCACUGCCACAAAUACUAAACUAAGUGGGGUCUAGAACCUGAGCUCCAAAGCCAUGAAAACAUGUGGUCAUAGCCCAACUUCUGAAGGCUGGCUAUGUGUUGGGCUUGGUUUCUUUAUCAGUUACAUCUGUGACUUUUGUCCAGGGUCCUGUUUUCUAAACCUCUGAAACUGCCACUCAAAUUUGCCAUCAUUGUGAUGGAAUUUUUUUGGAUUUAAUAACAAUUGAUGAUCACAUUAAAUAUUUGCACAAUCUCUUUAUAAUUACCCUCACUAAGCUGCACUUGCCGUUUUAUAAAAUUGAACACGUUCCCUUACAUUCUUGGAUCUCAAAAGAACAUUUUCUAAGUAAGCACAGCUGAGAGGGUUUUGGUUUUCUUCUCCUAACAGUGUUCAUACCAGUAACUGUCUGAAAUGUGAUUAAGCCAGAAUUAUUUCUCUAUGCUUGCAUUCUGAAAUCAGCCGAAAAGACUAUAAAAAAAAUGUAUAGCUUAACUGCAAUUCUAGGCCUAUUCUGUUCUUUGUUCUAUGAAAGAAUUUCUCUAUAAUCCUGAUAUUAUAGUGCUGAUUUGUAUAUGUGUAUUCAUAGGCACUUUAGAGAUACUUAGACACAAAUGCACUAUAGAUGGUAAGCACAGUCGUGUUAAAUAGACUUUUGACUAACACUUGUACAGCGAGAGAGUCGAAAGUUUGAAGUCUAGACCUUAUAGGAUGCUUGCCUGGAGCAAGGCUUGGACCACGUGGAUGGGUUUCUGUGGGAUUCUGGCACUGUCACCACUUUUGAAAGGUUGUUGGGUACCAGGGUAAUCCCACUAAAUGUGGAGUAUACUUUUCUUACCUAACCCAGAUUUUAAGUUUCAAGUGUGUCCAUAACAUUUUUUUGAGAAAUGAGAAAGCAACAAAAGUCCUUUUUUGGGAUAACUAUUUGAUAUCUUAAAAUAAAUAAAUAAAUAAAUAAAUAAAUAAAUAAAUAAAUAAAUAAGGCUUUACUUUAAAACCUAGGUGUUUUUUUGCCUUUAACAUUUAAAGAAUAAUAUGAGAAUUUUGAGGACAGCCCUGAAGAAAAAGUUGCUUUCCUAGAAGAAAAGACUCAUGCCUCAAGGUGACACAGUAUAGAAGAGACUAAAACAGUGUCCAAACACAACUCAGCACAACACAAUGUAAUACAGUACAGAGCCAGUGUCCCAAAAGGCCACAAUGAAACAUAACACAUCACAGUACAAUAUAAAAAUAAUAACACAACACUGAGCCACCAAGUCCAGAACAACCACACGGCUAUUUUCUGACAAGUCUUUAGGACAUGAUCUAGGCUCUGAUUGUCUCUUUUACUUCUUAACCUCACCUGAUUGCCUAAUUGAAAUAACUCUUUCUUCUAGGAUUGAUCAGAAUAAAUUCUUAUGCAAAUUUGAUUGCAACCAGACACUUUAGAAAGUCAAAAUAUCCAUAUAUGCAUGGUAGUGUAGAUACUGCCAUGUAAGGAAAAAAAAGCACACAUUUAAGUAAAAUACUAUUUAUGUCAUCUGCUCUUGAUUGUCCCCAAAUCCUAUUUGCAAAACUUUAUUGUCAUGGUUUUGGCUUUUUACUUGAGGAAAAUAUCCUAACUGGUCUCUCUCCUUUCCGUUUGUCCAGCGGUGCUGUGAAGUAGAAUUGUGGUGCAGGCCGGGUACCCUGGGCUUUGUGGGGAGUGUGUUACUGUGCUCCUUCUGUGCCACACAGCCCAGAACACCAUCAGUGUAAACUCAAAGUAUAAACCUCAGUAUAAACUCAAGGGCAUUUCUCAAAAUGAAUUUGUUUCUAAAUCUCACCUUGUCGUGACUAUGGUGCCUGAACACGGGUGUACCGGAAGGGCAGGUGCGGUCCAGGGAGGAGCUGUUCCUGCUGAGGGUAAGGCAGUUGGAAGCCUGACUGGGGUUUGGAUGGAGCCUCCAGGACACUGUGUUAGCGUGUGUUAGGCUGUCUGUACCUUGCUUGUCACCUUCUGUGCUGGGCUCUUUUGAAUCUGUUUUGAAGUUUAAGCACAAUGUUGACCCUUCUGUAAUUUCCUAAAAUUCCAUUGUUUUCCUCAGACAGCUGAACUUUAGGAGAUACUGCUGUACAAUAAACGUGGUUUCCUUUUGUACUAGAACAA